Molecule: messenger RNA, 2282 nt
Organism: Perca fluviatilis (European perch)
Lineage: Eukaryota; Metazoa; Chordata; Actinopteri; Perciformes; Percidae
Product: germ cell-specific gene 1-like protein
Exons: 5
Coding region: 138-1052 (304 amino acids)
Cellular component (GO): plasma membrane
Source: RefSeq, a predicted model, not a curated record
CGCACUACGAUAAUUAGCCGCUGUUAUAAUAACGGGAAUAACCGGAUUAUGAAGAUUUGAGGAGGAGAAAUCGUCAGAAUACGACGUCAUUCAAGCGAGGGAUUAAGUUAGGGGUCUUCACUCAACUGGUCGCCGUAAUGGGGCUAGACCGGCGCCGGAGAGCAUCGUUGGCUCUCACGUUUAACUUCCUCGCUUUGCUACUGGCAGUGUUGGCUCUCACCACCAGCUACUGGUGCGACGGGACGCGGAAAGUGGUCAAGCCGUUCUGCACGGGCCGGGUGACUACCAAGCAGUCGUUCUGCAUCAGGUUCAACAGCUCCAACAUCAACGAUACGCGGCUGGUGCAGUACAUCUGGGAGACCGGGGAAGAUAAGUAUGUGAUGAGGAAGUUUCACACCGGCAUCUGGUUCUCCUGCGAGCAGAACGUCAACAUGAUCGGUGAGAAAUGCAGAAGUUUCCUUUAUGUUGCACCUUCAAAUGAAAGAGGAGUGCUGUGGCUGUGCAUUAUUGCAGAGUGCCUGUACAUCCUCCUGCUGGGCACCGGAGGAAUUCUCAUGUCCAUAGAGGUGUGUCAAUUUGGCAAUGUCAUUGACGGUCUCAAGCUUAACGCCUUCGCUGCCAUAUUCACUGUGCUUUCAGGUCUGUUGGGUAUGGUGGCCCACAUGAUGUUCACCACAGCCUUCCAGCUGACUGUUAGUCUGGGCCCAGAGGACUGGAAACCUCAAACAUGGGACUACAGCUGGUCGUACAUUUUGGCAUGGAGCUCCUUCACAGCCUGCAUGGCAUCCUCUGUUACCACCAUCAACCGCUACACCAAAACCAUCCUGGAAUUCAAGCACAAGCGCAGGAACAUUGAGAAGAACCUGAAGAUCAAGCAGAACCUGCUGGAACUGGACUCUCCGGAGCAGGUGUGGGACAUGUACAUCAGCUCAGUGCCAAACACUGCUGAGGAGCUGCUAGAUCUGUCAUCCAAUGGCCGCAAACUCUCCAGCACCUCCAUCUUUCUGGACCUCAACGACCUGCCCGACCCACAGGGAGAGGAGUACUGCUAAGAGGAGCAGCGUGUAGCAUUUUUAAACAUCAGCAGGUCAUUGUCAUGUUAAAUGUAGUACAAUAAUAUAAUUGCUGUAAACUAAAUGUGACCAUAGUUGAGAGCUCUGGUGAUUAAUUACCCCACAAUAAGCUGAACAUCACACACAUAUCACAUAUAAAGUUAAUGUGCCUAACGUGUUAGCAAACAGUUUCAAAAUCUUUUUAGCGUUUUUACAUGCACACGCUCGAACCAAGCACAUGCUCUGCUUGACUCGGUGCCUCAGCCCACGGCAGGGAUUUGCAUUUUGAAUACAACAGAACAAAUCCGCUUGGUUGUCUUCAGUGCUGGUGAGUCAGUGCAGACUGUUCUCAUGAACCAUUUGUACAUACAGUAUGACUAUGAAAAGUAAUGCACAUGCGAAGUAUGUUGAGACCGACCCACCAGCCAGAUAAUUAAAUAAUGAACAAUUUAUUGAAAGUUAUUGAGUUAUUGAAAAGAUAGAAGAAAGGGCUUGACACGUGCCAGAUGUCCCAACACUGUACCUCUGCUAAACCAGAUUAAUAAUGGACUAAUAAUCUUCCAUAGUCAAAAUCAGAAUCCUGUUGUUGUGGUAUAGGGUGUGACGAGGAAAGAUGCACACCGACAAAGCUCAAGGUAAUUACUAUACAGAAAUAAUACCCAAUAAUGUAUGAACAUAAAAUUAUUAUUCAGCAUUUUAAGUCAUAUUGUUUCUUUGCAAAUGCUCUGUGGCCCAGUAUUAGCCAUCUCAUAUUAGAAACCCUCAUUCAUGCUUUUAUCACAUUGGACUACUGUAAUGAAGUCCUGUCUGGGGUCCCUAGCUAAACCCUAGACAGGCUCCAGUAUGUCCCAAACUCUGCCGCCAGGGUCUUCGCCCACACCAAGACCUGGCAGCACAUCACCCCAACCCUCAUCCACCUUCACUUGCUCCCAAUCAAGGCCUGCAUCAAAUAUAAAAUCCUCCUCACCUACAAAUCUCUUCAUGCCCUGGCCCCACAGUACCUCUCUGACCUCCUCCAUCCAUACACACCACCCCGAAACCAGUGGUCCUCAGAUGCUGGCCUGCUCUCUAUUCCCCCACAUCAUCCCCACUCUGUACAUUCAGAGACAGAGCCUUUAGUGUUGCAGCCCCAUCCCUCUGGAACACUCUUCCUGCAGAUAUCCGAAAUGCUCCAUCCCUGGACAUUUAAAAAAAAACUACUCAAACACCACCUGUUCACCACAGCCUACA